This is a messenger RNA of Eurytemora carolleeae, 754 nucleotides long. RefSeq names its product probable glucosamine 6-phosphate N-acetyltransferase (gene Gnpnat). The record is from RefSeq and is a predicted model, not a curated record. Gene Ontology annotation, molecular function: glucosamine 6-phosphate N-acetyltransferase activity; monosaccharide binding. NCBI's taxonomy places the organism in Eukaryota, Metazoa, Arthropoda, Copepoda, Calanoida, Temoridae. The transcript has 7 exons. Gene Ontology annotation, biological process: UDP-N-acetylglucosamine biosynthetic process. The coding region runs from base 29 to 586 and encodes 185 amino acids. Gene Ontology annotation, cellular component: endoplasmic reticulum; Golgi apparatus; endoplasmic reticulum-Golgi intermediate compartment.
CUCGAGUCACUUCUAAAAGAGAUUAAGAAUGGGUUUAGCUGACGAAUAUCUGUAUUCUCCUGAUGUCCUGUUAGAUCUAAACCUGGAUAAUUCAAGUGCAAAGUUCAACCCCAAAGUGUCGAUGUUGAAUCCUGGGGAAGGAUUAAAAGUCCGGCCAUUGGCUAAAGAGGACUAUGAGAGAGGUUUCCUGCAGCUCCUCGGAGAGUUAACCUCUGUUGGAGAUAUAUCAAGAGAGGCCUGGGAGGCCAGGUUUGAUGACCUCAAGGCCUGCAAGAAUACUUACUACAUCACUGUUAUAGAGGAUACGUUGCUAAAGAAGGUGAUUGGUGCCGCUACUCUUGUAGUUGAGAAAAAGUUUAUCCACGCCUGUGGCCGGGUUGGUAGGGUAGAGGAUGUCGUCGUCUCGAAUGAGUAUAGAGGUAAACAGUUGGGAAAACUUGCAGUUGGAAUUCUUCAACCCUUGGCAAAAAAGUUGGGAUGUUACAAGGUAACCCUGAACUGUACUGACGCUAUGAUGGCGUACUACACCGGGCUAGGAUAUGUAGCAGAGAAGGAGAACGCUAACUUCCUCUGUCUCCGGCUAUAGAUCAAACCUCUCUUUGCGCAGUGCUCAUAAUCCUACUUGAUUAAACAUGGUUCUUGUAUCUUUAUAAACCAAGCUCAAUGUGUGCCUUAUCUUGAUAUUCAUGUAAUACGAUUUGCCAUCUUUGUGAAGCUGUCAUGAUUAUAAAAUUACAAAAAGUAUUUAUUUUAA